Seminavis robusta is the source of this 2640-nucleotide messenger RNA. The record is from the annotation of a GenBank genome assembly. Lineage: Eukaryota; Bacillariophyta; Bacillariophyceae; Naviculales; Naviculaceae.
AUGAAGAGGAGAAAUAGCAAUUGUAGUUCCAACAGCAAGAGGGCAGCGAUGUUCGCGGAAACCUAUGCGACUGCUAAGACCUAUCGCACUCUGAGCGACAAUGACGUCCUAUUUGGCAGAGGGACCGCUAUCAACGAUAGGCCAGGCAACCUAUUAUUUAGGGAAGAUGUGGAACGGUUAAGACCGGAUUACUUGGAAGCUGAGCGAACUGACAAAACCCUGAUCGCUCGUCGGGUCGUUCAAGGCGUGAAGCAAAGAGGGGGCCGUUUCAUGAAGCAGAAAGAGGGAGAUGCGAGUGCCAAACUAUACGUGGAAGUUGGCGUCGAAAGAGCAGUGGAAAAAUGCCAGCAGGCUUUGCGGGAGAACAAGUGGUCGACGUGUAAGACCGUCGUGACUGCGGUGAAAACGGCCGCCUUUGAUGCCAAGACCGGAAAGGGUGCUCACAAGAAGAGGAGCUCUGCUGCAGAAAAGCUUCAAAAUCAGGAGCGAGCGACCGAGAAGCGGAAAGUUGGAGAUGGGAAGAUUGCUGUGAAGACGGCCAGGAAGACAUUGACAAGGCCAAGCGCCAAGCCGGCCGAGGCGAAGUCGACUGCAAAGCACCGUGUGUUGAAGCCUGUCGAGGAAAAACCAAUGUCCAAGGGAAAAGAGGAACAGAGCCGUGCGAAGUCUGGCGAGAAAAGGAAGGGCAUCCAGUCCACGGAAGAAGAUAGCAUUGUCUCCUCCCACCAAGCAAACAAAAAAUCCAGACAAGACGGCCACAAAAAAAUUGCCGACCCCAAGGUUGGAACUGUCAAACGAGCCACCUUGUCUGGGCCUGGCCCGGCUAUCAGGCGAAGUAGCAGUGCCUCCAAAGCAACGGAGAGACGCAUGAGCAACUCUACCAAACAACAAGAGGCAAAAAGGAACACGGCUGCUGCAAGCAUUAGCAACACCAGCAAGAGUAGUUCCCAGAAGCAAGUCCUCAGUCGGGGCUCGUCGUCCACGUUAGAUGGACACAAGUCGGAGGAUGACCUCACAGAGGAACACCCAUCCAUGGACGCAAGCAGUGACUCCGGUACCAUCUCAGAAACUGAUGAUGACGGAGAUGAUGACACCUUGAUGGAGGAUGCAAAUGACGCAGUUGCGGGAGGUCUUUCACUGGUCCGCCAAAGUCUCCGCAUGAACACAGUACAUGUAGUGAGGAGAACCGGCAAUCGUGCUCUUCAUAACUCAAACGCUGGCCAAUCACAACGUCCACCAAUGCAUCGUCUCAUUAUGGAAAGUCCUUCACCCAGCAACAACCAAGGCACGAGUUCAGAAUGGCUGAUUGACUCCAUGAACUGUGGCGGUUGUGAUGCGUCGUCGCCUUCGAAUCAAGCGACUUGGGAGCAGUUCUUUGUGGCAUUAGUGCACUUCAAAGAGGUGCACGGCCAUUGUGCUGUCCCACCUACUGCAGGUAGCCCGCACGCUGGUUCUUCCAAGGAAGAAAGAGAGCACGCGAGACUAGCUGAUUUCGCCUCGGUCCAGCGUCAUCUGUUUCGCGAGAUCCAAGCUGGACGGAGAGCUGCUUCUGAUGAGGACAUGCUGAGAUUCCGCCGUUUGCAGGCGAUCGGAUUCGCGUUCGAUUACGAGGAAUGGCAUUGGAGUCGAAGAUACGAUGAAUUGGUUCGUCAGCGGAACGCGACGAAGUCCGGCUUGGAGGUUGACCUGUCAAAAUCGCUGGGGUUAGCCGUGUGGGUUAAGGAGCAACGACGUCUUUGCUUGUUUGGGCGACUUGGCAGAAUCCAGCCAAUGCGACGUGACAGAGUGGAAAAGCUGGCGAAAAUGAAUUUCGAAUGGGCCAUCGACGCUAUGAAGCAAUACGGGAAAGAUUCAACCGCUGCUGCUUCCGAAACAGGAUGUGACACGUCAAGGGCAGGGGAGCAAACCUGCUCCCAGACGACUGUUUCAGUGGAAGGCCCAGAAAAGCCUGUGGCAACAGCGCCAUUAGACGAAAUUGCUCGCCCAGCGACGGAUGCCAAUCCAAAUUCGACAAAGAUGGCAGCGGUCAAUCAACCACAAGCUGAGCUUGUUUCAGUGGGCCUCUCAACGACCACUGGCAAAGAAUCAACCCCCAGCAAUUCGAAGGGAGACGCUGCCAAGAACUCCAUAGGAACGGUUGCCAAAACGGUUACUCCGUCGGCCCCUUCGUCAAUCGUACGUCAUCCACCCGUCGUGAAAGAAUCUCUGAAGCAUUCCGAGGAGGUUGCAAAAACCAAGCCUGAGAAGGAAGGUACCUUUCAGAAUUCUGGUACACUGGGGAAAGGAUCCGCGGGUGAUAUUGCGGCCUCUGUUUCUCCAGAUUCGCAAGCUCUGAAGAGCCAAAAUCUAGACGGGAAGCGUUCUGGAGGACACCAGGAUGUAAGGACCUGCGGAAGUGAAAAUGCCUUGCCUACCAUGUCAGCCCAGUCCCCUGCAACGCGUUCUGGACUCGAUUCGAAACACGGAGACAAGUCGUUUGGCACUGCCUUGAAGGUGACGGAUAAACGGCCGCAUGUGACCCCUCAACCAGCCCCGCUGUCAGCCGAAGAGAAGAAAGAGAACGUCCCGAAGGAAUCACCAAUGAAUGUUCCCGUGACCAAAUUCUUAUCGCCAUCUUCGAGAGUGGAUAUUGCUGCCUGA